Messenger RNA from Hepatospora eriocheir, 618 nucleotides. Lineage: Eukaryota; Fungi; Microsporidia; Hepatosporidae. The record is from the annotation of a GenBank genome assembly.
AUGUUUAAGCCAAUACCAAACACAGGAUACAAUAGUGGAGAAUAUGGGAAUCAAAGAUACGAUACAAAUAUGGGAGAGAAUAGCAGUGCAAGAAGACCCAAUGCAUCAUAUGCAGAGCUUAUAACAAUGGCCAUAGAAAGUUCACCUGAGCAGAUGCUUACCCUUAAGGAAAUAUACAACUGGAUCUCUUCACACUUCUCAUUCUUCAAUGCCAAAAAGAUGGGAUGGCAGAAUUCUAUAAGACACAAUCUAUCUCUCAACAGAUGUUUUUAUAAGGUUCCUAGGGCAGAGGGAGUCAGGGGCAAGGGUUCAUAUUGGAAAAUUAAUUAUGAGUUCCAGAACGUAAGAAUGGGAUAUAGAAUAAAAAAGUAUAAUUUUAUUCCAAAUCAAAGACAUCAAGAUCAAACUAAUUAUGAAUUUUCACAUCUCUUGAACGAUAACAGAAUUGUAGGUGAUAACAUAGGUGUAAGCGAGAUACCAUAUAAGCGUGCUGUAUUUGAUGGAAACCUUAAUAACAAGAACACUUAUUGUUACACUCAACAACAGCAUAUCAAUGAUGAACAAAACAUCGAUGAAGACGACAAGAGUAAACUUGAUAGAAUCUUUUCAUUUAAAUAA